CGUCACUUCCGGCGGGUGACGGUGCGGACGGGUCAGAAGCGUAGAGGCGGCGGCAAAAUGGCGGCGCCUGAGGAGCGGGACCUCACACAGGAGCAGACCGAGAAGCUGCUGCAGUUUCAGGAUCUGACUGGCAUAGAAUCUAUGGAUCAAUGUCGCCACACUUUGGAACAACAUAACUGGAACAUCGAGGCUGCCGUCCAGGACAGAUUGAAUGAGCAAGAGGGCGUCCCAAGCGUUUUCAACCCCCCUCCACCCCGGCCCCUGCAGGUUAACACAGCCGACCACAGGAUCUACAGCUAUGUUGUCUCAAGACCACAGCCGAGGGGACUGCUCGGAUGGGGUUAUUACUUGAUAAUGCUUCCAUUCCGGUUUACCUACUACACAAUACUUGACAUAUUUCGGUUUGCUCUUCGUUUUAUACGGCCUGACCCUCGCAGCCGGGUCACCGAUCCCGUUGGGGACAUUGUUUCAUUUAUGCACUCUUUUGAAGAGAAAUAUGGGAGGGCACACCCUGUCUUCUACCAGGGAACGUACAGCCAGGCUCUGAAUGACGCCAAGCGGGAGCUACGAUUCCUGUUGGUUUAUCUUCACGGCGACGAUCACCAGGACUCUGAUGAGUUCUGUCGCACCACACUCUGUGCACCUGAAGUUAUCUCGCUGAUAAACACCAGGAUGCUCUUCUGGGCAUGCUCUACAAACAAGCCCGAGGGCUAUAGGGUCUCACAGGCCUUACGAGAGAACACUUACCCGUUCCUGGCCAUGAUUAUGCUGAAGGACCGGAGGAUGACAGUGGUAGGACGGCUAGAGGGCCUCCUUCAACCUGACGACCUCAUCAACCAGCUGACAUUUAUCAUGGAAGCAAACCAGACUUACCUGGUGUCAGAACGCCUAGAAAGGGAAGAACGAAAUCAGACCCAGGUGCUGAGACAGCAGCAGGACGAGGCCUACCUGGCCUCCCUCAGGGCUGACCAGGAGAAGGAGCGGAAGAAGCGGGAGGAGCGGGAGCGGAAGCGGCGGAAGGAAGAAGAGGUGCAGCAGCAGAAGCUGGCGGAGGAGCGGCGGCGGCGGAACUUACAAGAGGAGAAGGAGCGGAAGCUGGAGUGCCUGCCCCCGGAGCCUUCCCCUGAUGACCCCGAAAGUGUCAAGAUCAUUUUCAAACUACCCAAUGAUUCUCGAGUAGAAAGACGAUUCCACUUCUCACAGUCUUUGACAGUGAUCCACGACUUCUUAUUCUCCUUGAAAGAAAGCCCUGAAAAGUUUCAGAUUGAAGCCAACUUUCCCCGGAGGGUGCUGCCCUGCCUGCCCUCAGAAGAAUGGCCCAACCCCCCCACGCUGCAGGAGGCCGGACUCAGCCACACAGAAGUCCUCUUUGUUCAGGACCUAACAGAUGAAUGACUUUUUUUUCCCCCUGGGUCCUCUCCCCUCUCACCCCAGUCCCUAAGAGAAGUGGGAAAAAAAAAAAAAGAAAAAGAGAGAGAAAUUCAUAUUAUUAUUAUUAUUAUUAUACAAUAUUUUUUUUUAAAGACUGCUGCAUCCUAAGGAAGGAUCAGAAACCACGCUGCCUGCAAGAGUCACCGCCCACAUGCGCAGGAGCGAGCCUCCCGCCUCAGCCCUUGCGCCUCCUAUCGGAAGGAGACUCUGCACCUCCCGCCCGACCGCCAUCCUCCUCCCUAGCCGGCCAGGGAACAUUCCAACUAAUUCCCAUUCUUGCUUUUAUGGAAAGUAAAUGUGAAAAAAGGAAAAAAAAAAAUCUCCAUCCACAGCUAAUGCAGCAUCUCCUGAGGACCGGUUUCUCUGCCUUCCAAGACGAGGGACGCUGGACACUGAGCAGACGGGCCUUGACCUUCCUGCCACUAAGGAAGAACUUUUCACUUGUUUCUGUUGCUUUGCAUUGACCAAAGGAAUGAGGCUGACAUUGGUGUUUUUUCCCCCAUUAGCUUGAUUUGAUAAAAGAGCAAUUCUUCCCCUGAGUUCGUGCCUGGGCUAGCUUGUGCUUCUCUGCCAUUGUCCCUCUCAGGUUCCCCAGAGAGAGGGCCUUCAUUUUGGUCCAACUCUUGCUGUCCUUUCUUGCCCCCUGGGCAGCCCCCUGGAGCCAAGGGAGGAAGUCUGGGUUUAGGACCCCAAAGGUGUAUUGUGAUCUGCAGGUCUAGCAUCUGUACACACCCCUUCAGCCUGUUCUUGGGGUCAAACCAAAGGAGAGCAGCUUCUCAUUCCUCUUCUGACGAGUGCAUGCUGUUCCCUGCCCAGCCCUGAGAGUUCCUGAGUUGCCAAGCUGGUGCCUUUCCAAAGGACUAGCAGGUCCCGUGGUAGAACCAGCAGAACCAUGUGGCAUGCCUGCCUGUGGGAGUGGUGGUGGUGGUGGUGGUGGUUUAAGGAUCAAAAGAACCACGCCUUGAAGGCCUGCCAAGACACCCACUCUGCCUGUGUGGACUGGCAGAAGGCACCUUUCAGUUUCUGUUCGAGCCACCUCUCCCUCCCUCUGUCACUGUGCUGAAGUAAUAGGGACUUGUACACUUCUCGUCUGUGGUCGAGUUUCCGGUAAUGGGUACAUGGGUCAGGCCAUGUAUUGACAGGUGCCAGCGUGAGCUGACAAAUAUUCCAAAGUAUUCCGUAGCUAGACUGCUGUCGACUCGUCCUAAUACUGCGGCCUCUGCAGAUACUGUAGUUCCUUAGCAUGCUGUGAGGCCAAGGGCGGAGGUGCGAGACCAGCCAAGCAGAACAGUCUCCAGAGGCUUCUGUCUGACUUGUCUGACGCCUGGGGCCCCUUCUCCAGCAACGUGAUGCACGGGUCUUCUCUGCAGUCCUCUGUGCUUGGGGCACACACCAAAGGCCCAGUGAGGCACUUUUCUGAUCACAUGGGGAGCCCGAGCACCUCCCAGGGUACAGUAGUCUAGAACACCAGCUCCAGAAAAGCCUCAUUCCAGUUCCCAGCACCUCAAGACCAGGAGUGUGGAGAGCAUGGUCAGAGAUGGGAUCUGGAGUGAAGACUAGCACAAGCUGUGCUCUUUAAGCACCCUUCCUUGGGGCCCGCUUCCUGCUGACACUCGGGCAGAGAGGACUGUUUUCACUCAGGCCCUGCCUCCUUCCCUCCCUCCCUGCUUGGAACCUUGGUGGCAUGCAGGAGGGCACCAGGGACCUUCCCGAGGCAGGGAGCAUAGCAGUGUAACACCUCUUUGGGCUGGCAGUUCCAUCACAUCCACAAUGCCGGCUCUCUGCCUCUUAGCUUUUGGUAACUCGUUCAGUGAAGGAGGUCAGAGCUGGGAAGAGUCUUGUCUGUGUUGGUUAGGUAGUUUGCUGGAGGCUUCGGAAGCUCGCGAUCCUUGCUGGCCCCAUCCAAGACAGGCCUGCCGUGGCCAGGCCCCGCUCCUGCCUGCUGCUCCCAAGCUGUGCCAGCUGCCACCUCUCUACCAUGAGAGACGUGUGACGCUCCCAGGAACAUGAAGGAGUAAGUCCCGAGAAGCUGUGCCCUGCACACAUCUCCUUUCCCACAUCACCCCAGCUUCAGUCAGUUGUGGCUCAGGCAGCUGGUCUUCAGCUAAGCAGAAACGCUCAUCUCAAGUUUUUCUGUGCACUCCUGAGACUGCAGAAGGUGGAGCUGAAAGCCAGACGGUCCUCCUGUUGUGAGUCCGUCAGCUGGAUUUGGGCAACCCUGUGGUGGACCUUUCUGGUCAUUGCCUUCACUUGCGCAGAAUUCCCCAGAGCAACUGUCUUUCCUGGCUUGUAGCCAUUAUGAUGUUUGGAUAAGAGAUGACUACAGGAGAAUAUUCUCUCUUAAAAACAAACAAACAACAACAACACAAAAAACUCAAACUCUUUAACUGAACAGUCAGUAUGAAAACACAGCAAGCAGUUGGUGCCAAGGCCAAGGUAGGAGCCCGAGAGGAUGACUUUGGGAAGGAGAGACCACCCCCCAGACGAGGAGUCAGAGGAGUGCUUUCUGGUGCUUGGACGAGAAGCUCCACUUGACAACUGGUUUUUCUUCAGGCCAUGAAGAAUGAGGUGAAAGGAACCCCACGCCCAUAAGAGGCAGUGCCCCAACUGUACUGCACCUGAAUAGUUACGUCAUGAUUUACUUAAGAAAUCUAGUGUACUUAAAAUUUUUUUCAUAAAAGUUUACAUUGUAUUGUAGGUUAACAUUAAAUGUUUUAUAACAAA
This is a messenger RNA of Erinaceus europaeus (western European hedgehog), 4155 nucleotides long. It is a transcript of the gene FAF2, whose product is annotated as Fas associated factor family member 2. The record is from RefSeq and is a predicted model, not a curated record. The transcript is spliced from 11 exons. NCBI's taxonomy places the organism in Eukaryota, Metazoa, Chordata, Mammalia, Eulipotyphla, Erinaceidae. The coding region runs from base 58 to 1395 and encodes 445 amino acids. Gene Ontology annotation, molecular function: ubiquitin binding. Gene Ontology annotation, cellular component: endoplasmic reticulum.